UCUUCUGUGACUUCAGACCGACUUUCACAGGUUUUAUGGUUCCACACCUCCAGGAUGGUUCGCGUGAAGGUCAGAGGCGUCUGAAAACAGCUCAGAGGCUUCAGUGCACUUGCACUUGUUCUUCUGAUACACCCAUGUGGAGGUCAGCCUCAGGAGAGCGCGACAUCUCUCUCAGUGGUGGCAACGGUUGGUGAGGACACAGUUCUUCCAUGUCACCUGGAGCCGGCCGUGGAUGCCAGCGGCCUCACGGUGGAGUGGGCCAGACCGGACCUGCAGCCCAGAUACGUCCUUCUGAGGAGAGACCGCGUGCGGCUUCGGCAUGAGGAGAACCCUUCGUAUGUGGGGAGAACCUCACUGGCCACCAACAAUCUCAGGUGUGGGGACGUUUCCAUGAAACUCUCCAGAGUGAAACUCACUGAUGCAAGAACCUACAAAUGCUUUGUUCCCGACUCGGGUCCAGAAUCAGUGGUCAGGCUGACGGCAGGUUCUGUCUCCUCACCUAACGUAGUGAUUUCCAAAGUCGGCAGCGCAGUGCUUCUUCACUGUGAGUCCAGAGGCUGGUACCCGGAGCCGGAGCUGCUGUGGCUGGACGCUGAGGGGAAGCUGCUCUCUGCUGGACCUCCAGAGACCCUCAGAGGUCCUGAUGACCUCUAUAGUGUCAGUAGGAGCGUGACGGUGGAGAAGAGACACAGAAACAGCUUCACCUGUAGAGUCCAGCAGAGGAACAUCAACCAGACCAGAGAGACUCUCAUCACGGUUCCAGCUGAUCUCUUCAAGGUAGAAACCAGUUCUGCCGUCCGCAUCACCAUCUUCUCUGCUGUUUGCAUCGUGGGGGUUGUGGCGGUUGUCGCUGUUGUGUGGAGAUGUGGAAAAGAAGAAACCAAGACCACGAGCAGCAGACCAGAACCAGAACUUCAGCCUCUGACGGAGGGAGGAAGAGACACAGAGAAGAACAUGACCUGCAGUGAGGAAACAUUUGAAGAGGACUUGAAGGAAAAUAGUGCAGAAUUAGAACUUCUACAACAUGUGGUGAAAACUCUGAUGGACCAGACGAAAGAUCUGAGGAAGCAGAGAGAGGUGCUCAUCUCACAACAGCACGAGAACCAGACACAGAUUCAAGAGUUCAAGAAGAAGAAGAAGAAGAAGAAGAAGAAGAACAAAUGCAAACUAGAGAAUCUUGAGAAGAGGGAGAACGAACACAUGAAACUGUUACAGAGCACACAGGAGCUGCAGGAUUCUACAGAGGAGAUGAUUAUUAAGAUGACAGAAAGGACGGGCAGAAUCCUGAGAGAUCAGGAGAAAAUAAGAAGCAAACUCCAGAAGACUGAAAGAAAGACAAAAGAGAUUCAGAGUCCACUUGAGUCACAGAGAGAAGAGGAAGAAACCUCAAAGACAUCAGUGUGAUCCUUGGACUGCUUACUACACAAACCAUGUGACCACGCGAUGAACCAUGUGACCACACCAUGAAACCAUGUGACCACACCAUGAAACCAUGUGACCAUGCAAUGAACCAUGUGACCACGCCAUGAACCAUGUGACCACACGAUGAACCAUGUGACCACACCAUGAACCAUGUGACCACACCAUGAACCAUGUGACCACGUUGAACUACUGGUCAUAAAGUAACUUUGUUAAUCAACGACCUUAUUUUAUAUACAUCGUGUUGCAUAAUUACCUUUUUCCAAUAUAUUCUGUAUAAAAUAUCCUUUUCUUUAUUCUUGGAAAUGAGUGUGAGAAUACACUUAGUUUUGUAUUUUUCAUGAUAUACAUUUCAUAAUGUGUUUUACUUUUAGAGAAUUUAUAAACAUUCACAAUUAUUGUAAAAUACUCACAUUUUCUAAUACGUCAAGCCAAACAACUGUAAUGUAACCUGAUAAAGUUUGUUUGUUUCUAAAAUAAACUGAUUUUGUUCUUGA
Gasterosteus aculeatus aculeatus (three-spined stickleback) is the source of this 1916-nucleotide messenger RNA. The record is from RefSeq and is a predicted model, not a curated record. NCBI's taxonomy places the organism in Eukaryota, Metazoa, Chordata, Actinopteri, Perciformes, Gasterosteidae.